GUGGCCGCGGCGGCGGCGCGAGACAGCGGCGGGAGCCAUGAAGCUGAACGUGGACGGGCUCCUGGUGCUCUUCCCCUACGAGUUCAUCUACCCCGAGCAGUUCUCCUACAUGCUGGAGCUCAAGCGCACGCUGGACGCCAAGGGUCACGGGGUGCUGGAGAUGCCGUCGGGGACGGGCAAGACGGUGUCGCUGCUCGCCCUGAUCGUGGCGUACCAGAGGGCUCACCCCCUGGACGUCUCCAAGCUGAUCUACUGCUCCCGCACCGUGCCCGAGAUCGAGAAGGUGGUGGAGGAGCUGCGGAAGCUUCUGGAAUGUUACGAGCGGGACCUGGGGGAGCCCCUGCCCUUCCUGGGGCUGGCGCUGAGCUCCCGAAAGAAUCUCUGCAUCCACCCCCAGGUGUCGGCGCUGAGGUUCGGGAAGGAGAUCGACAGCCGCUGCCUGGCCCUGACGGCCUCGUACCUGAGGGAUCCCCCCGAGGGAUCCCGGCCCAGCUGCUCCUUCUUCCAGGAAUUCGAGGCUCGGGGCCGGCAGAGCCCCCUCCCCUUUGGGGUUCACAACCUGGACGAUCUCCGGACCCUCGGCCGCCAGCGCGGCUGCUGCCCCUAUUUCCUGGCCCGCUCCUCGCUGGCCCACGCCAACGUGGUGGUGUACAGCUACCACUACCUGCUGGACCCCAAAAUCGCCGGGCUGGUGUCGGCCGAGCUCGCCCGUUCCUCGGUCGUGGUGUUCGAUGAAGCUCACAACAUCGAUAACGUUUGUAUCGAGGCCAUGGGAGUGACCAUCACACGCCGGACGCUCGAUCGGUGCCAGGGCAACGUGGGGACGCUGCAGAGCGCGGUGCAGAGGAUGAAGGAGACGGAUUCCCGGCGCCUGGCUGACGAGUACCGGCGCCUGGUUCAGGGGCUGCGCGAGGCCGGCGCCGCCCGCGACUCCGACCUGCUCCUGGCCAACCCCGUCCUGCCCGACGAGAUCCUGCAGGAGGCCAUUCCGGGCAGCAUCCGCACUGCUGAGCACUUUGUGGGGUUCCUGCGGCGUUUGGUCGAGCACCUGCGGGCGCAGCUGAGGGGACCCCGCGUGCAGCAGCUCAGCCCCCCGGCCUUCCUGAGGGAGCUGAGGGACAGGGUCUGCAUCGACCGCAAACCCCUCAGGUUCUGUGCCGAGCGCCUGCACUCCCUGCUCCGAACCCUCGCCCUCCCCGACGUCGCCGACUUCUCCCCCAUCACCCUCGUGGCCAACUUUGCCACCCUGGUCAGCACCUACAGCAAAGGUUUCACCAUCAUCAUCGAGCCCUUCGAUGACCGCACCCCGAGCAUCUCCAACCCCGUGCUGCACUUCAGCUGCCUGGACGCCUCCAUCGCCAUCAGACCCGUGUUCGAGCGCUUCCAGUCCGUCAUCGUCACCUCGGGGACUUUGUCCCCCCUGGAAUUUUAUCCCAAAAUCCUGGGAUUCCGCCCCGUUACCAUGGCAACCUUCAGCAUGACCCUGGCACGGGACUGCCUCUGCCCCAUGAUCGUGGGCCGAGGCAAUGACCAGGUGGCCAUGAGCUCCAAAUUCGAAACCCGAGAGGACAUCGCUGUGAUCAGGAAUUAUGGGCAGCUGCUCCUGGAACUCUCGGCCGUGGUCCCCGAUGGUCUCGUGGCGUUUUUCACCAGCUACGUUUACCUGGAGACCACCGUGGCCUCGUGGUACGAGCAGGGCAUCCUGGAGAACAUCCAGAGGAACAAACUCCUCUUCAUCGAGACCCAGGACGGGGCUGAGACCAGCGUGGCCCUGGAGAAGUACCAGGAGGCCUGCGAGAACGGCCGUGGGGCCGUGCUGCUCUCGGUGGCGCGGGGAAAAGUGUCCGAGGGCAUCGAUUUCGUCCAUCACUACGGCCGGGCCGUGAUCAUGUUCGGGGUCCCCUACGUUUACACCCAGAGCAGAAUCCUCAAGGCCCGUCUGGAAUUCCUUCGGGAGCAGCUCCAGGUGCGCGAGGGUGAAUUCCUGACCUUCGACGCCAUGAGACACGCGGCGCAGUGCGUGGGGAGAGCCCUGAGGGGCAAGAGCGACUACGGCCUCAUGGUGUUCGCUGACAAGCGUUUUUCCCGCUGGGACAAGCGUGGGAAGCUCCCGCGCUGGAUCCAGGAGCGGCUCCCGGACUCUCAGCUCAACCUCACCGUGGACGAGGCCGUGCAGGCGGCCAAGAGAUUCCUGCGGGAGAUGGCCCAGCCCUUCCGCCAGGAGGACCAGCUGGGGCUGUCGCUGCUGACGUGGGAUCAGCUCCAGGCCGGGGAGGUUCUGCAGCGGAUCCAGGGGAUCGCCCAGCAGCUCUGAGGGGAUCCACCCCCGGGAUCCACCCCCGGGAUCCACCCCCGGGAUCCACCCCCGGGAUCCACCCCCGGGAUCCACCCCCGGGAUCCACCCCCGGGAUCCACCCCCGGGAUCCAUCCCCGGGAUCCACUGCAGGAGGAACUGGAGCCCUGAGGGAGCGCCGGGGGGAGACUGGAUCCCUCUGGGGGGGAUCUGGAGCCGCAAAAAGCACCAGGGCGGGACUGGAUCCCUUUGGGGUGGGGAUCUGGAGCCCCCCAGGUGGGAUCUGGAGCCCCAAAGUUCUGGAGUGGGACUGGAUCCCUUUGGGGAGGGGAUCUGGAUCCCUCUGGGGGGGAUCUGGAGCCCCAAAAAGCACCAGGGAGGGACUGGAUCCCUUUGGGGGGUGGGGAUCUGGGUCCCUCUGGGUGGGAUCUGGAUCCACUCAGGUGGGAUCUGGACCCCCCCAGAACAGCAGAGCGGGACUGGAUCCCUUUGGGGGGGGGAUCUGGGCCCCCCUGGGUGGGAUCUGGAGCCCCCCAAAGUCUUGGAGCGGGACUGGAUCCCUUUGGGGAGGGAUCUGGGCCCCUCUGGGGGGGAUCUGGAUCCACUCAG
This is a messenger RNA of Poecile atricapillus (Black-capped chickadee), 2902 nucleotides long. It is a transcript of the gene ERCC2, whose product is annotated as ERCC excision repair 2, TFIIH core complex helicase subunit. Gene Ontology annotation, molecular function: ATP binding; damaged DNA binding; hydrolase activity, acting on acid anhydrides, in phosphorus-containing anhydrides. Gene Ontology annotation, cellular component: nucleus. The record is from RefSeq and is a predicted model, not a curated record. NCBI's taxonomy places the organism in Eukaryota, Metazoa, Chordata, Aves, Passeriformes, Paridae. The coding region runs from base 38 to 2314 and encodes 758 amino acids. Gene Ontology annotation, biological process: nucleotide-excision repair; transcription by RNA polymerase II; positive regulation of mitotic recombination. The transcript is spliced from 23 exons.